Pyricularia oryzae 70-15 is the source of this 368-nucleotide messenger RNA. RefSeq lists its product as uncharacterized. NCBI's taxonomy places the organism in Eukaryota, Fungi, Ascomycota, Sordariomycetes, Magnaporthales, Pyriculariaceae. The record is from RefSeq and is a predicted model, not a curated record. Bases 1 to 324 code for a protein of 107 amino acids. The transcript has a single exon.
AUGGCAAAACAAGGUCACCAUAGGCGAGGUCGAUGCACAAGGCAGACUCCGAUCACAAAACAGCAGUCUUCCCCUAUUCUUGGUGGGGGAGCGACAUCGAAUGACAGACGGCGGUUCGAGCCAGCAACCCACCGGCACUGCUUCCGCUACCCCACAAAGAGACAGGAUCGUCCGCUGCUGCCGUCUUGGUUCCUUUACGGCCAAGACCUUGCUUGUUCGGGGUUGACGCUGGCCCCCGAAUUUCGUCUAAUCCAAUCCAUGGCGGUUGAGCAACAUGCGAUUCUUGCUAGUCUUAUGCAAGCCACCUACGGAAUGGGCGAAUAAAUAUUUAAUUAAUUAAUUAAAUUGAGCUUUCCAUAUAACAAAAC